Hypomesus transpacificus is the source of this 1270-nucleotide messenger RNA. Its product is annotated as protein FAM161A-like. The record is from RefSeq and is a predicted model, not a curated record. Gene Ontology annotation, cellular component: cilium. Gene Ontology annotation, biological process: cilium organization. Bases 91 to 1071 code for a protein of 326 amino acids. NCBI's taxonomy places the organism in Eukaryota, Metazoa, Chordata, Actinopteri, Osmeriformes, Osmeridae. The transcript is spliced from 2 exons.
GUUUCAAACCAAUCAGAGAGCAGUACAGGGGACAACCACACUGAACUGGAGUUGGUGGACAAACCCAAGGCCUCAAAAAAUAACAGAAAGAUGGGGUGGGACAGACAGUCAAAUCAAGCUGGGACAGUCAUUACUCAAAAGCAAUCAAAAAGCCAAGGCAAAGUUAGCAGCCUUAAAAGCCAGGGAAAACUGGUGCGGCAAACUCAGAGCCAUGUUGGAGCCCACAGUUGCAGAGUGACCAUUCCCCAACCAUUCCAGAUGACAGUGAGGGAGGAGGAGAAGAAACAGCGAAGGGUGCGUACACGCUCAGAGGUGGAGCUGGAGAACUCGCUGUUGCGCCGGGAGCUGGACGAGCUCAGGGAGUGCGGGAGAAAGUUCAGAGCGACGCCUGCUCCGGCGCACACCCAACGGCCCCUUUACGAGGUGGUCAGUCCCAGUCCACAACAGCAACUUGGGCACCAUACCAUUAACAGCUGGAAUCGAGGCAGAGGGAACCGUGGUGGCACUCAUGCAAAUAGGGUUGCUAGUGGCAUUCGUCCUACCUGCUCCACACCUCGUCCUUUCAGCUUCCUGGAAAGAGAGAGGAAGAAGAGGGAGCAGAAGAUUCUAGCUGAGUUAGGGAACCUGGAGCCCAAAGAGGAGAGGAGAGUCUUCAAAGCCAGGCCUAUGCCAAAAUUUGUGUCCAGCUCCACCCAGAGGCCAGGGGGAAAAAAGCAGUUGAACAAGACCACAAAACCAGGCCCCAGGUCAUUUAUCUUCAGCACACUGUUGGAUGAGGAGCCAAGAGAGGAAAGAGAGGACACAUCACUGGACCCGGAACUGAGGUUCCACCACUCUCAUCAGGAAGUGCAACCACAGUAUAACAGCUACUGGAGGCAUCCCUCAAUCAAGAUGGCAGCAUUGGCCCUGAACCAACGAGAGCUCCUAUUGGAGAUGGAGCUGGAGAGGAAGCGGAUAAAGGAGAGGGAGUGGUCCUACAUUGACCCACUCCAGACAGCUGGCUUCAGUGUCAGUCAUUGCACAAAUAAAGAAAGCUCAUCAGCCAACAAGAGUGACUAUAUAAGUGUGUGAGGAAAUGCAUGAAUUGUGUUUAAUAGAGUAAGAGUGUAAGAGAAUGAGUGAAAGUGUGUGCUUAUUUUGGUCUGUGUACAUGUGAUUGUGAGAGAUACACAAACACAGACCUUCCUGUUAAGUCUAAUGGUAAAUAAUUUUACUGAUGGAGAAAUGUAUGCCUCUUAUGUUUUGGUCUGCUACUGUAAAUUUAAUUAGA